Molecule: messenger RNA, 1084 nt
Organism: Mytilinidion resinicola
Lineage: Eukaryota; Fungi; Ascomycota; Dothideomycetes; Mytilinidiales; Mytilinidiaceae
Product: phosphoenolpyruvate phosphomutase
Exons: 2
Coding region: 141-1028 (295 amino acids)
Molecular function (GO): catalytic activity
Source: RefSeq, a predicted model, not a curated record
CUUCAACCCAACCGUGAUUCUAGUGGAUCCUCAAAAAACACCAAGGUAAAGGUCUAUAAAGGGAAUUCAAAAAGACAUCUCAUAAUCGAUACCCAUCUUCAAGACUUCUCUCCGCCGUAGCCUCAUCCACCACCACCACCAUGCCCCCUGCAACCGCCCAAAUCGCCGCCCUCCGCGCCGCCCUCGCCAACACCUCCUCCCCCGCCAUCGCCAUGGCGGCCCACAACCCCCUAACCGCCAAACUCGCCUUCGAAGCCGGCUACUCCGCCAUUUGGGUCUCGGGCUUCGAGCUCUCGGCCUCCUACGCCGUCCCCGACGCCUCCAUCCUGCCCGUCUCGACCCACCUCGAAGCCACGCGCGCCAUGGGCGAAGUCCAGCCCCUCCCACUCAUCGCCGACCUCGACACGGGCUACGGCAACGCCGUUAACCUGACCUACGUCGUGCGCAAGUACGAGGAGGCCGGCGCGGCGGCCGUCGUCAUCGAGGACAACGUCUUCCCGAAAGAAAGCAGCCUGCGCGCAGAGCCCGCGGGCGCGAAGCGCAAACUGGCCGGGAUCGCCGAGUUCCAGGGCAAGAUCGCGGCGGCGAAGGCGGCGAGCAGCGUGCUGGUGAUUGCGCGGACCGAGGCGCUGAUCGCGGGGUAUGGGGAGGAGGAGGCGCUGAAGCGCGCGGGCGCGUGGGCAGAGGCGGGCGCGGAUGCCGUGCUGAUCCAUAGCAAGGCGCGCACGCCGGAUGAGGUGGUGGGGUUUUGUAAGAGGUGGGAUGGGAGGGUGCCGGUGGUGAUUAUCCCGACGAAUUAUCCGCAGUUAGGGUUUAAGGCGGCGGGGGAGCUGGGGAAGGUGGGUUUGGUGAUUUGUGGGAAUCAUACCGUGAGAGCCGUGGUGGAGGCGGUGAGGAGGACGUAUAAGAGGAUUUUGGAGGAAGGGGGCAUUGAGGGGAUCGAGGGGGAGAUUGCGAGUGUGCAGGAGGUGUUUAAGUUGCAGGGGGAUGGGGAGAUGAGGGAGAUUGAAAAGAAGUUUUUGAGGUAGGGGUGGCGGCGACUAACGUACCCAUGGCAUCACGAAGAAAUCAUGGAAAAGAGUUG